UCCCCCAACUGUCCAACGCGUUCCAUGACCAUAUUGCUCCCAUUACUGAGUUUAGUUGAGAUGCAUCGGUUUGGCAAGUGGGUGAAGCCUAUAUAAGGAGAGCUUUCAUGCAAACGGAUAGCAAAUUAAGCUGUAAUAUCAAGGAGCCAUGGGUGCCUCUUCGAAAUGGCUCUCUUUGAGUCUUCUUGUCCUCUGCAUUGUCCUCCAAUUGAGCUCAAUCACUACUCUUGGAGAUGACAAGCUUGACAAAACUAGAUUCGGUGACCAUGACUGUGGAUAUGGGGGCCGACGAGGAUGUGGUGGCAGGUGGGGUGGUCGUCGACCUUAUGGUCGUGGGCCUUAUGGUCAUGGUCCUCGUGGAGGUGGCGGCGGUUUUGGUGGUGGAGGAGGUGUUGGUGGUGGGGCUGGAGGCGGUGUUGGUGGUGGUGGUGGUUUUGGCGGAGGGGGAGGAGGUGGUGUUGGAGGUGGGUCAGGUCAUGGAGGAGGUUUUGGAGCUGGGGGAGGUGUAGGUGGUGGAGCAGGAGGAGGCAUUGGUGGUGGAGGUGGAGGUGGUGCAGGUGGUGGUGGAGGAGUCGGUGGAGGUUCAGGCCAUGGUGGAGGCUUUGGAGCGGGAGGUGGUGUAGGAGGUGGCGUUGGUGGGGGUGCUGGAGGAGGAGGUGGAGGGGGAGGAGGAGGUGGUGGUGGUGGUGGUUUGGGGGGAGGAUCCGGCCAUGGGGGCGGAUUUGGUGCAGGUGGUGGAGUAGGAGGUGGAGCUGGCGGUAGUGUUGGAGGUGGAGGAGGAGCUGGAGGUGGUGGCGGUGGUGGUGUAGGUGGAGGGUCAGGUCAUGGUGGUGGGUUUGGUGCAGGUGGUGGAGUCGGAGGAGGAGCUGGAGGUGGUGUAGGAGGUGGAGGAGGAGCUGGAGGUGGUGGCGGUGGUGGUAUAGGUGGAGGGUCAGGUCACGGCGGUGGGUUUGGUGCAGGUGGAGGUGUUGGAGGCGGUGCUGGUGGAGGCGCAGGGGGUGGUGGCGGCCAUGGAGGAGGGUUUGGAAUUGGAAUUGGCAUCGGAAUUGGAGUUGGAGCUGGUUCUGGUGCAGGUAACGGAUCCGGAAGCGGGUCUGGGAGUGGUGGAGGUGGUGGACGUUAAAACAUUUUGUCCCUCAAAAUCAGUCUUAGAGUCGAGUUGUCUUGUUAUGGGAAAGCUUAUGGGCAGUACUACUGAAGAUUGUAAUUCCGUAAUCAAAUGAGAAAUGUCAUAAUAUUAUAAUUAAAUUCCCUC
Molecule: messenger RNA, 1255 nt
Organism: Corylus avellana
Lineage: Eukaryota; Viridiplantae; Streptophyta; Magnoliopsida; Fagales; Betulaceae
Source: RefSeq, a predicted model, not a curated record